This is a messenger RNA of Nothoprocta perdicaria, 3646 nucleotides long. Its product is annotated as E3 ISG15--protein ligase HERC5-like. Gene Ontology annotation, biological process: ubiquitin-dependent protein catabolic process; protein ubiquitination. The coding region runs from base 1 to 2946 and encodes 981 amino acids. The transcript has 23 exons. Gene Ontology annotation, molecular function: ubiquitin protein ligase activity. The record is from RefSeq and is a predicted model, not a curated record. Lineage: Eukaryota; Metazoa; Chordata; Aves; Tinamiformes; Tinamidae.
AUGGCUGCGGGCGGCGUGCCCGGGCUGCUGGUGCUGCCGGGAGCCACGGGCCGGCGGCCCGGCUGCUUCAGGCGGCAGCUCGAGGGGCUGUGCCAGGUCUGCUGCAAGCAGGGCCGCUUCGCCGCCCUCGAGGCCUCGGGGCUGCUCYUGCUCUCCGGCCCCGAAGUGGGCUUGGAAAGAUACGUGGAAGUGAGGAGCAAGGAGAAGGUGCAAUGCCUGGACUGCGAGGCAACACACCUGCUCCUGCUCUCCUCUGACGGGAAGCUCUGCGAGCACUGGCCGACAGCUUCGCCUAACCGCUUUGAGACGAGGCUGCUGGUAGAGCUGGGAGACCGCCACAUUGUCCAGAUAGCCUGUGGGGACCAUCACUCCCUGGCGCUGUCGAGAGGAGGGGAGCUCUUCGCGUGGGGCCGCAACGCCCACGGGCAGCUCGGAGUGGGAAGGCAGGUGGGCAGCAGCYGGGAGCCGCAGCUCGUGGAAGGGCUCAAGGGCAUCGCGCUCGCUCAGGUGGCCGCGGGAGGAGCCCACAGCCUCGCCGUGUCCUUCUCCGGAGCUGUCUACUCCUGGGGGAAGAACGAGUCUGGGCAGCUGGGACUCGGGCACACAGAAGGCAGGGACUGCCCCUCAUAUGUUGCAGCCUUACAGCACUGGAAGACUGUGUUUAUCUCGUGUGGGGCAGAUCACACCGCAGUUCUCUCCAAGGACGGGCUGGUGUGCACCUUUGGAGCRGGAGAGGCUGGACAGCUUGGUCACAACUCAACCCGCAACGAAGAAACCCCUCGCGUGGUGGCUGAGCUGUGGGGAGCAAGAGUGUCCCAGGUGGCCUGUGGAAGACGACACACUCUGGUCUAUGUCCCCGCCUUGGGCAAAGUCUACUCAUUUGGUUCAGGAGAAGAAGGACAGCUGGGAAAUGAGGGCAAGUCUAAUCAGCUGAUACCCCUUCCAGUCAACUUACCUGUGGAUAGCAGAAAACAUAAUCAAGGGAGCGGUACAUCCAAAAAGGAGAUUAAAAUUAUUGCAGGAGGCGAUCAAAGUAUUGUUCUGCUGUUGAAGAAACGUAACUGCUAUGCUAAUUUGGAUAGAAUUGCCACUGUGGAGGAUGUCUGGAUUUCUGCUUCCCAUUUGCGGAAGUGGGGGAACAKCAAGACUCUUAGUCUCAUCUUUUCAUCUGAAGCGUGCAUCAAUGGAAGCUUCUUGGAAAAGAGGGACAGACAUUUCAGAACAUCUAAAGAAAUCUCGGGUGUCAACUUGGCAGCAGUGCUACGUUUUUAUGAGAUGAUCAGCUGCAAGCCUGAGCUCUUUGAAGAGAUGAAGCAGAAAAUUAAGAAGCUGCUGAUAUCGCUGUCUUCGUCUCCCAUCUCACCUGAAAACUUCAGAAUGUACUUGAUCUUGCCGUUGCUUUUGCGGGGAGACGAUGACAUCUCUUACCAUUGUCUUGGUCUGCUAGCACAAGCCAUCAUGAAACUGCAGGCAAAAGACYUGCAAACUCUGGAAUCCUUGUGGUCCCAUCUGGAGCCUCGCUUCCUUGAAGAGGUGGUCAGCACAUACCAGAGGUCUUCCCGGAAGAGUCUCUCUAGGUAUAUCGGGCAAGUGCUGUGUUGCCAAAGGAACCCCUCUGAUCUGCAUUGCCACGAAAUGGCACAUCUGAAGCUACUACAGAUUCUUUCUGAGGUGAACUCCAGGGCUGGUUCUGCAAUAUCUCAAAACAACUUUUACAUACCUGGAGUGAGACAAGUUCUCGUAAUUAAUUCCUGGGUGGAUGUGAAGCAAACUGUUUUAUGGGAGCUGAUCAAAUACCCAUGUAUCUUCAACAUGCAAGAUAAGCUUGUAGUUCAUGCUAUAGAAUGCAGGGCUCUGUCCACAGGAUCCUCCCUGAAUGUGGUAAACACUCCAGUGGCAGAACACACAGCAUGGGCUUUUCCAGUCAGACGGCAAUACCUUCUGCAUGACAUAUGGCAACACUUAAAAAGUGCAUUACCUGAGAACUUCACAAGGAUAUUAAAAGUGAGCUUCGCCGGGGAGCCCGGCAUCGACGACGGCGGCCUCUCCCGCGAGCUCUUCAGCGCCGCUGCCAGGGCCCUCUGCCAGCCCGGCGACGGACCCUUCGUGCGCCUGGACUCCCAGUUGGUCUGGUUCCCCCGGCAGGCUCCUGGCGACGCCUUCUUCCUGGUGGGCACGCUGCUGGGCAUGGCGCUGUACAACCGUUGCACGGCGCCCUUGCCCUUCCCGAGGGCGCUCUACAAGAAGCUGCUGCAGCAGCCGCCCACACUGGACGACUUGAAGGAGCUGUGGCCCACAGAGGGCAGGCUUCUUCAGAACAUUUUGGAUGAGGAACACGAUGCCUUCGAGGGCCUGUACUUCAUGACAUCAGAAGAAGAAGGAAACUCCAUAGUUGGCGUUGAACUUAAAGAAAAUGGUGGCAACAUUGCUGUCACUAAGCAUAACCGCAAGGAAUAUGUUGAUUUGUAUGUGAACUACAUGCUCAAUAAAUCAGUUCAGAAGCCCUUUGAGGACUUUAAGCGAGGUUUUUCAAGAGGCUGUCCAACUAAAACAUGGAAGAUAUUUCUUCCUGGAGAGAUCCAGACUGUUCUGGAGGGACAUGUGAACUAUGACUGGCAUCAGCUGGAAAAGAAUGUGCAGUACAUAAAUUAUCAGAAGUCUGAUCGAACCAUCAAGAAUUUUUGGAAUGUGUUUCACAGACUCCCAGAAGAAAAAAAGAAAAUGUUUCUCGCUUUUUUGUCAGGAUCUGAUCGAAUUCCUGCAGCUGGCCUGCCAUAUUUUGUAUUUCAUAUUGCAGAUCCUAAUAAGGAAGAUCCAGAYGCAUGGUAUCCUUGUAGCAAUACUUGCAGCCUCGUUUUGUCACUCCCCAGAUACAGCUCUAGAGCAAUACUGAAGGAAAGGCUCCUCUCUGCCAUAACACACUGUGAGGAAUUUGGCUUAGCCUAAUUUUUGGUGGGGAGUGCUUUAAAACUCUCAAAAACAAGCCAACAGAAAAUUCAGAACUGGUCUAACAUUUAAUAGUUUUUUUUUUUUUUACAUCUCUGAUGUGGGGUUUUUCUUCAUAUCCUCUGUUAUUUUUACUGAGCUUUCUAAACAUUUUGUACAUUCCUGAGGAUAUAUAUUUACUAUAAAAAGGAGCUUACAUCAGAUUUCUGAUUGUUAGAUGACUCAAGUUAGGCAAGAAGCAAGUUAGUAAACAGAUGUAUUUAUGUAUACAUCCAUCUUCUCUGUACUAUAUGAUACUGUUGAGUAUAGCAAGAGGAAGGCAAAUUUUUCAUCCAUAUUAGUGAUGGAUUUUCUUCGUGAGSACUUUCUUCGAAGGAGACCUGUUUCUGAAAACUGUGAAUUGACUGAGCUGUCAUCACUCACCUCAAUACURCCUUGGAUUGACCUGACAACAGUUCUCAUGAUGAAGAUAUAAAUGUUCUUUGACUUGGUGAAAGGCCUUAUUUUUAAAGCGUUAAUGUGCAUUAAAUUAUUUAAGGUGAUAGUACUGUGGAAUUUGUCUUGUUUGCUUUUUAUUUUCUAUAUAUGUAGAUGAUUGGCAAUAGAAUAUUAUGCCUGCAGAAGCAUGCAGUGCCUUCACAAAGCCUUUGAACACGCCGAGAACAAUGCCUGACCCUUCCGGCACRUUCAUAAUGUACAA